CCAACUAUCAACCAAAACCUAACAUGACCGAGGUUUUAAACAACGAUUAUCGAGUCUGCGAAGAGAUCGGCCGAGGUCGAUUUGGGACCGUCUACCGGUGUUAUUCCAACGUCUCCGGCCACGCCUUUGCCUGUAAGACCAUCGACAAACGCCUCCUAUCUGAUCCCACCGAUCGUGACUGUCUUCAGAAAGAACCGAAAAUCCUUCACAUCCUUGGCGGAAACUCUCACAUCGUCCAGAUCCACCGGCUCUAUGAGGAAGAAAACUAUCUUCAUAUGGUUAUCGACCUAUGUGACACUCCAGAUCUUUUCGACCGUAUCUCUAAACGUGCCGGAGUGUUUUCUGAGUCGGAGGCGGCUUCUAUUUUCUCUCCGUUGAUUUUGUCGAUUAGUUAUUGUCAUCGUUUAGGUAUUGCGCAUCGGGAUAUCAAGCCGGACAAUGUUUUGUUUGAUUCCAGGGGGAAUUUGAAGCUGGCCGAUUUUGGAUCGGCUGAGUGGUUUGGGAUGAAUGAUCGGGGAACGAUGACCGGAAUAGUUGGGACGCCUUACUAUGUUGCGCCUGAGGUUUUAUCUGGGAGGGAGUAUAAUGAGAAGGUCGACGUUUGGAGUGCUGGUGUGAUUUUGUACAUAAUGUUGGCAGGCGUUCCUCCCUUUUACGGUGAAACACCAGCGGAGACUUUUGAGGCGGUUUUGCGAGGAAAUCUACGCUUUCCGACAAGGAUUUUUAGGUCUGUUUCGCCAGAAGCGAAAGAUCUGUUGAGGAAGAUGUUAUGCAAAGAUGUUUCUAGACGAUUCUCUGCGGAACAAGUCCUGAGACAUCCCUGGGUUGUAAGCGAAGGCCAAACUCGAUCCAUGGCGGAUCUAACCUGACUUCUUGAAGUCCUGGCUAUGAAAUCAACAAGGGUUUUUUCAUCUGUUGAUUUUUAAUCCCUGAUGAAUCAACAGACAGAAAGAGAGAGAGCGAAAGUUCAAUGAAUCUUUUGAAGUUGAGGAAGACUGCAUUUUCUUAGGGUUUUUUUUCUCUUUUUUUUUCUUUUUGGUUUAGAAAUCAAAGAUGGUUGUUUUUUCUUCUUCCACUAAUAUUCCUUGGAGAAAGGAAUGAAUCAUCUAAAGUAGUAAAAGUUUUUGUAAAUAUAGUGAAGAGAAGUUAGAAGAGGCAUAUGAUGAAUAAAGUGUCUGGUGUAAAUGUUGAUGGGAACACAGCAGAGAGAUGGAGCAUCCUCUGUUUUUCCUUGCAUGGUUUUUCUGGAUUUUGAAUAUGAAUAAAGUGAGCUAAAAUUCCUAUGUGAU
Cynara cardunculus var. scolymus (artichoke) is the source of this 1289-nucleotide messenger RNA. Its product is annotated as phosphoenolpyruvate carboxylase kinase 2-like. Lineage: Eukaryota; Viridiplantae; Streptophyta; Magnoliopsida; Asterales; Asteraceae. Gene Ontology annotation, biological process: protein autophosphorylation; peptidyl-serine phosphorylation; intracellular signal transduction. The record is from RefSeq and is a predicted model, not a curated record. Gene Ontology annotation, molecular function: calmodulin binding; calcium/calmodulin-dependent protein kinase activity; ATP binding. The transcript is spliced from 2 exons. Gene Ontology annotation, cellular component: cytoplasm; nucleus. The coding region runs from base 24 to 869 and encodes 281 amino acids.